UUUCUGAUCUCUUUUUGAUCUCUUUCUGAUUUUUACCUCGUACACUACUGUCAACAUGAGUGGACUGGACUGCUGUUAAAUUCGUUAGCCCUAUUUAAGCGCCCUUUGCAUAACGGCAAGCACUAAAAACGGUAAGUACUAAAAUGGAGGAACAGAUGUUGGUGAAUAAUUAAGAGAAGUAAAACAGAAAUACAGACCUUAUUAAGAAAAUUUCCAGUGCAUUGGCCGAAGUUUCAUAACAUUAUUAUAUUCUAAUCUGUGAAUACAAUUCUUCUUGACCCAUAUUUUGAUCUCAUUCGCGCUCCAAUUGGUUUUAGAAUAAUUUGAAUUUCCUGUAAAACGUAUUAUCUCAUAUACUUUUCCAUGAGAGGAGGCGGUAGAGGCAAUCCUCAUCCUUGUUUCCUUUUCAAAAAUGAUCUGUGUUUAGCUUAGCUAUAUGACUUUUGUACCCAUCACUUCUAUUCACAGCUCGUGUAAUCCAGCCCCCCCAAAAUAUGAAGACUAACAAUUGUAGAGACAUACUAUAUAGAAAGAAAGCAUGCAGGAUGUAUCUGAUAGAACAAAAGAUCCACGCAUGGAGAUACUGUCAUGCAUGUUGGGGGACAAUUUUCAUUCUUAUGGUUUUUGCAAUCCAUAUGAGAUUCAACAGGGAAUUCAACAUAGACACUGUAAUUUCAGCGUCUGGUAAUACUUGCCAGGGGAGGCGGAUUUACAUGUACGAUUUGCCGGAUAAAUUCAACACUUUGCUGCUGAAAAAUUGCAGUGGGCAGAUCGUUCCGUGGCUGAACUUUUGCCCACAUGCUCAAAACGACGGCUUUGGCAGCGCAAUAGCUAAUCACAGUGGGUGGUACGCUUCGGAUUUGUAUAUGGUGGAGCUGGUUUUUCACAGGCGGAUGAUGGAAUACCCAUGCCUGGUGGAUUCCAUGGAGUCGGCAGAUGCGUUUUAUGUGCCAUAUUAUAGCGGCCUGGAUGCGUUGCGGUUUCUCUAUGGGCCUGAGAAGGGACGGAGGAGCGAGCAUGGAGUGGAGCUCGUGGAUUGGCUGGAGGAUAAGGGCGGGUGGAGGUGGAGGAGAAAGGGGGGAGCGGACCAUUUUAUUGUAACGGGUCGGACUGCGUGGGAUCUGUGUGAGGCCAGGCGUGGGUGGGGCACGGGUCUGUUGGAGCUCGAUGCAUUGGAGAAUGUAACGGUUCUUUGCGUUGAGGGGAGAACGUGGGUCACCCGAGAACAGGCCGUCCCGUACCUGACGUCGUUUCAUCCGGGCUCAGUUCAGGAGGUGGGGAGAUGGACGGGCCGGGUCGGGUCGGCGGAGAGGAAUUUUUUGUUUGCUUUUGUCGGUGGGGAGCGGAAAGAUGUGGGGUUGAGGCAGGCGAUCAUAUGGCAUUGUAGGAAUUCGUCGAGGUGUGAUUUUUUGAACUGUGGGGAGAUCAAGUGCAGUCACAGGCCGAGGGCGGUGAUGGAGAAGUUGUUGAAGGCGGAGUUUUGUUUGCAGCCUCCGGGUGACUCGCCCACCCGACGGUCCACAUUCGAUGGAUUGAUUGCCGGGUGUAUUCCGGUUUUUUUCAGGAAUGAUUCUGCUUACCAGCAGUAUACGUGGCAUCUUCCUAGGGAUGCGAAUUCGUAUUCUGUGUUUAUACCUCAAGAAAGGGUUGUUCAUGGGGGGAUGCGGAUUGAGGAUGUGCUGGGUGAGUAUUCGGUGGAGAGGAGGAGGGAAAUGAGAGAGAAUAUUGUGGGGAUUAUUCCGCAGUUGAUUUACAUGAACAGUGGAGCUUCUUACGGUGUUGUGAAGGAUGCUUUUGAUGUGAGUUUAGAGGGCGUUCUUCGUAGGGCUGAGCAAGCCAGUAUAAUUCCAUAACUUCAAUUUAACUGGUACUAUGCACGGGCUAUUCUUUUGUUUGCUGUAUCAAUUUUUUUUAGGGUUAGUAAAUAAAGAAAUAGAAAUAGAGUCAAUUGAUUGUCAAAAUCAAGAGCACCGACAGGAUAAGAUCUGUGCAUUGAUAGUUACACUUGUAUAACAAUACCAGAAUGUGUGGAGCACCACCAUGUAUGGCUGCUGAAUUGCUUAUUGGAAUUUGAUAGUCUUUCCGCCAUU
Messenger RNA from Cryptomeria japonica (Japanese cedar), 2090 nucleotides. RefSeq names its product probable xyloglucan galactosyltransferase GT19. The coding region runs from base 495 to 1853 and encodes 452 amino acids. Gene Ontology annotation, molecular function: glycosyltransferase activity. Lineage: Eukaryota; Viridiplantae; Streptophyta; Pinopsida; Cupressales; Cupressaceae. The transcript has a single exon. The record is from RefSeq and is a predicted model, not a curated record.